Molecule: messenger RNA, 912 nt
Organism: Tarenaya hassleriana
Lineage: Eukaryota; Viridiplantae; Streptophyta; Magnoliopsida; Brassicales; Cleomaceae
Exons: 1
Coding region: 97-684 (195 amino acids)
Source: RefSeq, a predicted model, not a curated record
UCAGAGCACAUAACACAAAUCUCUCUCUCUCUCUCUCUUCACUCUCUCUCUCUCACCAUUCUCUGAUAUUUCCCUCUGCACUCUCUCUCUCUAAAGAUGGACAAGAGCCAAACAGUAAGCAAGAAAAUUUGGAACAUGAUACGUUUUGUCAUCUUCAUGUUAAAAAAAGGAGUGUCGAAGCACAAGCUCGUCGUCGACCUGAACGUGAUGCUCAAACGCGGCAAGAACCUCAUGUUCCACAGCCGCCGCCGCGUCCCGGCCGCAGACGCGAACGCGGUUUCAGCUGCGCUCCAGACGCAGCCGCACGAGUACGAGUUCAGCUGCAGCAACACGCCAAACUUCACCUUCCCUUUCCACAUCGCUUCCAAGUCGAAGAAGAGCCUCUUCGCGUGCGUCCAAACACCGGAAACGCUCGACGACGAAAACGCUGCCGCGAGAGCGGUGUUCGAGCUUGUCAACGGUGGUAACAGCGGCACCAACGUAGAGGCGUUAACGGCGUUAUCUCCGUACUUGCCGGGGUUUGGACGGACUCCGUUAGUUAGGCCGUUAAGGGUGACGGACUCACCGUUUCCGUUACCGGAAGAAGCUGACGUGGGAAACGGACACGUUGACAAAGCAGCGGAUGAGUUUAUAAAGAAGUUUUACAAGAACUUGAAGCAACAGAAGAUGAUUGAGUUCAACUAAAUUCACAGUGUUCUCUACAUAUUUAUAUGUAUAUUUUCCCCCUAAAGAUUCGAUUUUUCAUUCUCUGACGAAAUCUGAAGGUACAAUGAUAAGUUUUUUUUUUCGGUUUUGUAAUUUCUUGAUAAAAAUUGGAUUAUCAUGAAUAAAGAUACCAAUUCGUCUUCCGAGGGUACGUGUAAUAAUAUUUUAUGGGCUUUUAUUUAAUGGUUUUUAAGCUUUUUAUUUUUA